Messenger RNA from Alosa sapidissima (American shad), 1434 nucleotides. RefSeq names its product nudix (nucleoside diphosphate linked moiety X)-type motif 17 (gene nudt17). Bases 290 to 1189 code for a protein of 299 amino acids. Lineage: Eukaryota; Metazoa; Chordata; Actinopteri; Clupeiformes; Clupeidae. Gene Ontology annotation, cellular component: cytosol. The record is from RefSeq and is a predicted model, not a curated record. The transcript is spliced from 8 exons. Gene Ontology annotation, molecular function: NADH pyrophosphatase activity. Gene Ontology annotation, biological process: NAD+ catabolic process; NADP+ catabolic process.
CUUUACACUUCUGACAUAACCAGGAAGGUUUUCCCCCGAUGUUGACACUUGUCAACUCAAUUCGUGAACGAACGUGAGCAGAAACUGUGUGUGACUUGCGGCAUGCCCCGUUAUUGCUUUAUGAUAUAAAUUAAUUUUCCCACAGGUGCAGUAUUUUCCAACAGUGACCUACGUAGCCUACAGACUAGAUACCUCUGCAAAGCCGAGAUGUGUGAGUGCAGGUCUAGUUAGCUUUGGCUAACUACUUAGCAAAUUACUUUUGUCUAGGUAAUGUUGUUGCAGUGUCCUCAUGGAAAAGGUUCGGAGAAUCUUAGUUCACCUGUCUAGGGAUAAGGGUGUGCCGCAGUGCGCCAGCUUCGUGCAGAGCAUCACCGGGCACUUUGCGCGCAACUCUCUUGAAGAUGACCAUGUGAAAGUGAGCUGCUCUCUUGAGAAUAAUCGCUUUGUUUUAUAUGAGUCUGAAAACGGAAGCUUGACGCAACUUAGGAGGGCGCAAUUCUGUCCAUUCAAAUAUCUGACAGAAAUUGAGGCAGCUUCUCUCCCAGAUGAAAUAUUAAACCGUGGAGUGGACGUUGGUGUCGCCAUCCUCUUACAGUCAUCAAAUCAAAAGGUGCUACUGACCCGACGGGCUGCCAGUCUCAGGAUUUUCCCAAACGUCUGGGUUCCACCCGGUGGUCACGUUGAACUAGAUGAAACGUUACUGGAUGCUGGACUGAGAGAGUUGAAAGAAGAGACAGGACUAGAGCUGGAUCCUAAUGAUGUUGCAUCCCAGUUGCUUGGCCUGUGGGAGUCGGUAUACCCACCCAUGUUGUCAAGAGGACCUCCCAAGAGGCAUCACAUAGUCACCUACAUGCUUCUGCAUUGCUCACUCUCUCACCUGCAGCUUCAGGAAUCCCUGAAGCCAGAGCCAGCAGAAGUGAGUGGUUGCCUAUGGGUGGAUGCCAACCUGGUCAAAGCCAUAGUAGCAGCAGUGGAUGGUGAAGAGGACCCUGGCCCUAUGCCCACUAACACGCCCCAGUCUGUUAGCGUCAUGGAGGUCUCCCCCAUGGGUGAACUGAGUGAGUCUGCCAUGUCUGUGUCUGUUCUCUGCAACCGAGCACCAGCCCAUGGCGAGGACGUCGAGCGUGUCAGCACUGGCACAAAGUAUGCCUUAGAGCUGUGGCUGAAGACUUUACAGUCCCAGGGUUGAACAACACUGAGAAGAGGUGCUGAUGCAUCUCCUCUUAAAACAUCAGUCAGGUAGAAGUGUUUUGAAAUGCCAGGGAUGAUUUUUGUGAAUACAGAAUCAAUGUGUUCAGGAGUGUUUUCUCUGAUGAGAUUAUUCUCAGAAAAUCCUUGUCUUUUCUGGCCACAUGGUGGCAGCAUCAACAUAGUUACCAAGCUGUCUACAACACCUCCAUACUCAUAAAAAUAAAGACCUCAACAUUAAAAACA